AUCUCUUCCCUUUUUAUAAAUAUUGUUUUUCUUAUAACAUCAUUGACAAGAUUUCAUCCUAUGCGAGAGAAUCUACGCAGAUAAAAAUUAUUAUAUAAAUAAAUAUAUGUACAAAACGAUAAACAUACGAAACAAUUUUUUUUUGUCGGUGACAUUUCAAUGUUUAAAGGUGGUCUAAAGCAGUUUUUUUGAUGAAUAUAUUAUUUUGAAUUAUUGUCUCUUCUAAAAUACAGUGACUAUCCAAGAUAGAGAGACGGAGAAAGAAUAAAUGAUUGAGAGAGUUUAUGGGGAUUUGAUAUAUUCGCGGAAUCGUUGAAAAGCUACACACUAGACUAUGUAUAUAUUCUGAUUGUGCAGUCAUUGCAACAGAGACAUUCGAGUGAUUUUUAAAUUAAAUAUAAAUUGAAAAUAAAAAAAAGCAACAGCAACAACAACACACGUUACGAAAAAUUCUUCGGAAACACUUCAGUGUUCUUAAAAGUCAAGUUGGCAGCUUAACCACAAUAAUCAAUAAAUAAGAAAAAAACAAUUCUAAAUAAGAAAAAAAAACACAUACAUACACCGAGUUAAAACAUAAGUUAAAACACCCAACACACAGUGUAUAAUCUCUGAUUCUGAUGUUAAGUACAAUGCAUCCAACAAUCACACUACUCGCAAAAUUCAAACAGACACAUCAACAAUGAUGAUGAAACAAAAGGUUUUCCACUUAACAAUUUCUUGUUAAUGCUUUUUUGUCAAGUGCUAUUUCCAGGUUUGCAUUUGCGCAGCAUAGAGGAACCAAAUAAAAACAGAAUGCCCGCUGAGGGGGGCACAGAACGAAUCGAUAGUAUUGGCUCACGUUCUGUUGUCUCCCUGCCAUCAUGCCAAACCUCAUAUGAAUAUGAUCCAGAAUUUUCACGCGUCGAAUCAUGGUUAGACGAAAAUCCAGAAUUUGUACAGGACUAUUUUAUCAGAAAAGCGACGAGACAGUUAGUUGAUACAUGGUUAAUAUCACAUGCAAAUUCUGGUAGUACGGAAAUACCAUCGCCCAUACAUGGAAAUGCACCGAACAAUUCAUCGAGUCGCGCAUCGUCGGGAGCCACAACUCCUGUUCGUAGAAAAAUAUCUGCACACGAAUUUGAGCGAGGUGGCUUAUUGAAGCCAAUUGUAAAUACCAUCGAUGGAACGCCAACAUUCUUAAGUAUAAGUUCACAGAAUGAAAUGGUCUCAGCAUCAGGAUCAAGUCCGUCUAGUCAUCCACAUCGACCACAGCGAUUGUCGCGCAAUGAACUAAAGCAUUUAGAUGAAAAACAGCUAAUUUUUGAAUUGGUGAAAGAUAUUUGCAAUGAGCUGGAUGUGCGAUCUUUGUGUCACAAAAUAUUACAAAAUGUUUCCAUAUUGCUAAAAGCGGAUCGAGGUUCAUUGUUUUUGGUUCAAGGCAAAUGCACAGACAGCAGCAAUCCAGAUGCACCAAAAAAAUGUUUGGUGUCCAAAUUGUUUGACGUCUGUCCUCGGAGUACACUCGAAGAAAUAGAGCAACAUGAAGAAGUGCGUGUUGCAUGGGGACAUGGAAUUGCUGGACAUGUUGCUGAUAGCGGUGAACCAGUCAAUAUACCAGAUGCAUAUCAAGACGAACGUUUCAAUCGAGAUAUAGAUUUGCAAACGGGAUACCGAACAAAGGCAUUGCUCUGCAUGCCAAUUAAGGACUCUUCCGGUGUGGUGAUUGGAGUUGCACAAGUGAUCAACAAGCUUAAUUGUGAAAGAUUUACAGAAAAUGACGAAAAGAUAUUUUCAUCGUAUCUUCAAUUUUGUGGUAUUGGUUUAAGAAAUGCACAGCUUUAUGAAAAAUCUCAAUUAGAAGUAAAAAGAAAUCAGGUUCUUUUGGACUUGGCUCGAAUGAUAUUUGAGGAGCAAAGCACGAUUGAGCACAUGGUGCUCCGGAUUUUAACACAUAUGCAGAGUUUGAUUCAGUGUCAACGUGUUCAGAUUCUGCUGGUUCACGAGGCGUCGAAGGGAAGUUUUUCGCGUGUUUUUGAUUUCGAAGCGAACGAUGUGAGUGAAGAAGAGAGCAAUCCACGUACCAGCCCAUUUGAAUCGAGAUUCCCCAUAAACAUCGGCAUAACAGGUCAUGUGGCUACAACGGGAGAAACUGUGAAUAUAGCCAAUGCAUACGAUGACCAUCGAUUCGAUCAAAGUGUGGAUGAUGGAUCGUCAUUUACGCACAAAACCAUACUUUGUAUGGCAAUUAAGAAUUCGCUUGGACAAAUUAUCGGUGUGAUACAAUUGAUCAAUAAAUUUGAUAGCCUGUCGUUCACAAAGAAUGAUGAGAACUUUGUGGAAGCCUUUGCAAUUUUCUGUGGCAUGGGAAUCCAUAAUACCCACAUGUACGAAAAGGCGAUUGUUGCAAUGGCCAAACAGAGCGUAACACUGGAAGUGCUAAGUUAUCAUGCAUCUGCUUCGAUGGAAGACGCUGUUCGCCUACGCAAUCUGAAAGUUCCAUCGGCCGCCUUCUUCCAAUUGCAUGAAUUCAGUUUUGAUGAUAUCGAAAUGGAUGAUGAUGACACAUUGAGGGCGUGUCUGCGUAUGUUUUUGGAAUUGGAUUUUGUUGAACGUUUUCAUAUCGAUUAUGAGGUGCUGUGCCGUUGGCUGCUAAGCGUAAAAAAGAAUUACCGAAAUGUUACUUAUCACAACUGGCGGCAUGCUUUUAAUGUUGCCCAGAUGAUGUUUUCGAUUGUUACGGCAACUCAGUGGUGGAAAAUUUUCGGUGAAAUUGAAUGUUUGGCUUUGAUAAUUGCAUGUUUAUGCCAUGACUUGGAUCACAGGGGAACGAACAAUUCAUUUCAAAUUAAAGCUUCAUCACCAUUGGCACAAUUGUAUUCAACGUCAACGAUGGAACAUCAUCAUUUCGAUCAAUGUCUCAUGAUUUUAAACAGCCCUGGAAAUCAAAUUCUAGCACAUCUGUCAUCCGAAGAGUACAGUCGAGCGCUUCGAGUUUUAGAAGAUGCCAUUCUAUCGACCGACCUGGCCGUUUACUUUAGAAAACGUGGGUCAUUUUUAAAGCAUGUCAAACCAAACACAACCAUGGCAAAUUGGUUGAGCGAAGAGCCAAGAUCAUUGCUACGAGCAAUGAGUAUGACAGUGUGUGACCUAUCGGCCAUCACAAAACCAUGGCCCGUUGAAAAACGUGUGGCUGACCUCGUAACGUCCGAAUUUUUUGAACAAGGUGAUAUGGAGCGACAGGAGCUUAACAUAACACCGAUUGACAUAAUGAAUCGUGAAAAAGAGUCACAGUUACCAAUGAUGCAAGUGAAUUUCAUCGAUACAAUAUGUCUGCCGAUUUACGAGGCAUUUGGAACGCUAUCGGAUAAGCUGCAACCGCUUGUGAAUGGUGUAUUAGAGAAUAAAGAGCAUUGGCUGCAAUUAGCAAAAUCUGUACAAAACCGAACCAGUUCAUGUCAUAAUACAGGAACAAAUACAAAUGAUUCAAUAACACUAGUCCCAACCAGCAAAAAUGAUAACGAUAAUAGUUUAAACAAUAAUAACAAUGUUGUGAACAAUAAUCGAUCACCAUCAUUAACAAACGAUGACAAUAUUAUAUGCAAUGGCACAAACAGUGAAAUACCGAAGAUUGUUGGUAAAAUCGGAAGACUGAGCUCGCAAACUAUUCAACCAGCUAAACAAAAUGGAAUUAAUUGUGAGAAUUUUUCAACGCGAGAUCAUAAACAGGAAGCAAUGGACCAAUAAACACAUGCGACAGAAGGGAGAUCCAGAGAUAUUGUUAUUGACUUUUUUCUGUCUUUCUUUGUUUUUUGUUGCGUAAUUUUUUGAAUGUAUAUAAAAAAAAAUUUACACAUUUCACCUCAGCACCAAAAAGAAGAGAAAUCUAUCACAUUGUAUCAAUUAAAAUUGGUGAAAAUAUUGCAUCAAACUAAAUUAAUAGAUCCUGACAACAAUUAUGUAUUGGCUUAGUUUUUUUAUGUUAGAAUGACAUGUAAUGAUGAUAUUAUGUAAAGGAAGACCCUUUUGGCUCAUGUUGAAUGUUUUUCAAUCAAAUUUUGAGUGUGUGUAUUUCAAAUGUUUAGUUACUAAACUUUAAAAAUCAAAUAAAUGCAACAAAUGUAAUGCUGCAGAAUUUAUUUACAGGAAUUAUAAGUUGAAGAUGGAGUAAAACAAACACCGUAUUUUAUACCGAUUUAUAUAUAUAUAUAAUAUAUUUUAGUGAAAAAUAAUAGAUUUAUUUUUUGCACAAAUCUA
Messenger RNA from Contarinia nasturtii (swede midge), 4233 nucleotides. RefSeq names its product dual 3',5'-cyclic-AMP and -GMP phosphodiesterase 11-like. Gene Ontology annotation, molecular function: 3',5'-cyclic-GMP phosphodiesterase activity; protein binding; 3',5'-cyclic-AMP phosphodiesterase activity. The transcript has 17 exons. The record is from RefSeq and is a predicted model, not a curated record. Gene Ontology annotation, biological process: signal transduction. NCBI's taxonomy places the organism in Eukaryota, Metazoa, Arthropoda, Insecta, Diptera, Cecidomyiidae. The coding region runs from base 724 to 3723 and encodes 999 amino acids.